AUGGAGGUCAGCAGCCUGCCAGUGGAGCUAUGGCAGCUCAUCCUGUCCUACGUGUGCCUCCCUGACCUGGGCUGCUGCAGCUUGGUCUGCAGGGCCUGGUAUGAGCUUGUCCUCAGCCUGGACAAAAGACGCUGGCGGCAGCUCUGCCUGGGCUGCCUUGAGCACAGACCCCCCAACUGGCCCAGCUAGCCCAGCAUGGAGCCACAGUCCUGGAGAGAAGCCUUCAAACAGCACUACCUGGCCUCCAAAAUUUUCUAGAGGAGGAAGGGCCGGCGGCGGCUCUGUGUUGGCACAGGGGGCGAGUUCAGCAGCCUCCAGACUGCUCUGGCCUCUGCCAGCCCCUACAGUCGUCUCGUGCAAGGGGAGGAGCAGAGCGAGGUGCUGUUGAAGGUGCCUGUGGAGGUCAUGGAGCAGGGCAAGCUGGGGGCUGUGGCACUGCUGGUGAGCACUGCCCAGCACUGCCCCACUGCCCGCCUCUCCAACGUGGUCUUCAUGCCGACCCGCUUCACCUCGGUGCUCUACAAGACAACCUCAGGCUAUGUCCAGUUUGACAAUUGCAUCUUUGAAAGCGGGCAGCUGCAGAUCCAUGCACCAGGGACGUGCCAGGUGAAGUUCUGCACCUUCAGCCAGUCCAGCAUCUACCUCCGCAGCGUGGCCCUCUGUGUGCUGGAGAACUGUGAGUUCACUGGCAGCGAAAACGCCUCUGUAACUGUGGAGGGCUGCUCGAGCUCUGACCGUAACAGGGCCUGCAAGCACCUGGCCAUGCUGGAGAACUUGCAGACAGCAAAGGAGGAGGAGUACCCAGCCCUCGACUCAAAGUCCAGUGACACUGACUUGUGCAGUGAGGAUGAAGAGGAUGCUUGGGGUGUGUACAAACUGCCCUACCAGGCCCACAGCCUGAGUCACAUGCUUGCUGAUGUUACAGACAGCGGGCUUCGAAGCAACAGACAGCAUGCCCUUCAGAGGGACCUUAAGCUUAAAUCUCUGCAGCAGGAGCUGCAGCAGGACAAGGAGGCCCAGGCUUUGGCCAGCUCUCUGCAAGGCUGCAUCAUCUUACAGUGCCUUUUCAGGAACAGGAAGGGAGGAGUCUUCAUUUAUUCUUGAGGGCAAGUAAAGCUAGAAGGAAGCAUCUUCGGGGACCUGACCUAUGCAAUGCGCUGCAUACAGAACAGGAAGGUGCUGUGA
Colius striatus (speckled mousebird) is the source of this 1185-nucleotide messenger RNA. It is a transcript of the gene FBXO10, whose product is annotated as F-box protein 10. Gene Ontology annotation, molecular function: protein binding. Lineage: Eukaryota; Metazoa; Chordata; Aves; Coliiformes; Coliidae. Gene Ontology annotation, biological process: protein ubiquitination; regulation of apoptotic process; ubiquitin-dependent protein catabolic process. The record is from RefSeq and is a predicted model, not a curated record.